Molecule: messenger RNA, 384 nt
Organism: Humulus lupulus (European hop)
Lineage: Eukaryota; Viridiplantae; Streptophyta; Magnoliopsida; Rosales; Cannabaceae
Exons: 1
Coding region: 1-384 (127 amino acids)
Source: RefSeq, a predicted model, not a curated record
AUGGCAGUUUAUCAAGAAAAUUGGGACAUUGUGAAGAGCAACCUGAUGACAGUCCUACAUGGGUUUUUUAAGGAUGGAGUUAUUCAUGGGAGGGCCAAUGAAACCUAUAUUUGCCUUAUUCCUAAGAAAAUCAAUAAUUGUUGUGUGAGGGAUUAUAGGCCUAUUAGUCUUAUUCCUAGUCUAUAUAAAAUUAUUUUAAAGGUGUUGGCUUAUAGACUUCGAGGUGUUCUGUCCGACACACUAGCGGAAACUCAAGGAACUUUUGUGGAAGGCAGGCAGAUUUUGGACACAGUUUUGGUAGCAAAUGAGGCGGUGGAGGAGUAUAGGAGUAAGGGUUGGGUGUUCAAAAUUGACUUUACAAAAGAUUAUGAUUGUGUGAAUUAG